CAUGCCUGUCGCUCUUAGUUGAUCCUUUGAUUUCCAUUAGUGCCCCGAAGGUGUCUCUCUCUCUUUCCUGGGAUUCGGCCCUGGCAGUUGGCUGCAGGUCUCCCUCGUCCCUCAGAGGACACGGGCUGGACUUAGCUCUCCUUUCCCCGCCCCCAGGCCGCGACGCUGCUUCUCCUUCACUCGGCUGCCGGGCCGAGCCUGGGAAGGUGGGUGUGUGCCAGGGAAGAGAAAGAAGCCCCUCGGUCUCCUGGCUGCCUGUGCCCUACCCCCACCCCCCACUCCCUACCUUUGAGCUCUGCGGCUCUGCUUCUGGCCGACCCUGGACUGUCAGUGCGUCUGUCCGCCGGAGGAGAUGCGGCAACACCGACGGCUGAGCGCUCAAGUUUUACGGAAUAGCCAGAGUUUGAUGGAGAAUCGUGCGGAUGACAGCGGGAACAGUUGUAAUCACCGGCGGAAUCCUAGCAACUGUGAUCUUACUCUGUAUCAUUGCUGUCCUGUGCUACUGUCGGCUCCAGUACUACUGCUGUAAGAAAGAUGACUCUGAUGAUGAGGAAGAGGAAGAAGGACAUGAUCUUUCUGCACCAUCAAGAUUUUCCACUUGCAAUUCCUGCAACUCCCAAGUCCUGGAUGGACAAGGUGACCUGGCUGCACUGCCCAGUGAGCCCUCUGACCAGCAUCGAGGUGCUCAGAGCCACUGCCCCAGUUGUGCCCCCUACAGCUCCCCCUUUUACAUACGGACAGCUGACAUGGUCCCCAAUGGUGGGGAGAGGCUCACCUACACUCCCACUUGCUACAAGGAGUUGGGGCCCCCACCCCUCAAAAUGUCAUCGCUCCAGAGUUUCCCGGUGACCCGACCAGGCCUUGGACGUGAGGCCUUUACCAAUCCAAGGGCUAUCAGUACAGAAGUCUAACCCUUCCCACCCACCACCCCCUGCUGUCCCAUUUGGAGCAAAGCAGGGCAGUGAGAAGCCCCUGCCCCAUGGACGGUCUGUUUUCAUAGGUUUUCUUGCUACAAAAUAUAGGGUUCUCUGGGAUGUGUUAAUGGGUGACAAGGGAAUGAAUGUGAUAUUGAUACUCAGGUAUCUGACUACUGAAAGGACGUUGCAGCAGGAAGAGAGAGGGGGGAAGGGAGACCCCUUCACCUGAUGAAAAAAUUUUGCAGCUCACUACAACUUUAACUACAAAGCCAUUGGUUGUAGCAACCAAUGGGGUUUCUUCACCAGAGAUAUGUGCAAAACAAAUAUACCCAUGGCUACCCCCAUCUCUCACUAAGACUUUGUAGAAUCCAGCAUAAGGGCAUACCCAGGUAAGCCGUGCUAAGGGUCUGGAGUCCUCAACUGAGUCCUUAUUAGAAGAAUUGAGCAAACUCAGAAGAUGGAGGCUAAGAAAUUCUGGGACCUUGG
This is a messenger RNA of Dromiciops gliroides (monito del monte), 1403 nucleotides long. RefSeq names its product family with sequence similarity 163 member A (gene FAM163A). Bases 423 to 911 code for a protein of 162 amino acids. NCBI's taxonomy places the organism in Eukaryota, Metazoa, Chordata, Mammalia, Microbiotheria, Microbiotheriidae. The transcript is spliced from 3 exons. The record is from RefSeq and is a predicted model, not a curated record.